Molecule: messenger RNA, 3263 nt
Organism: Dreissena polymorpha
Lineage: Eukaryota; Metazoa; Mollusca; Bivalvia; Myida; Dreissenidae
Product: protein arginine N-methyltransferase 9-like
Exons: 11
Coding region: 116-2995 (959 amino acids)
Biological process (GO): peptidyl-arginine methylation
Molecular function (GO): protein-arginine omega-N monomethyltransferase activity; protein binding
Source: RefSeq, a predicted model, not a curated record
UUAUUUUUUUCAGUUAAUUAAACAACAACAACAACAACAAACACGACAAUAAAUGACAGUAUUUAAACCCCGUGAUGGUUAACAUCUUUUCUGUACUCUGUCAUGAAUCAUUACCAUGUCUAACGUCGAGAAAAUAGCACAGAUUUCCAUUUCGAAUGCAAGAAAUUGUUUGACAACACAAAAUUAUGGCCGCGCAUUCGCUAAUUUCUUGCUGUUUCUGAAACUGAAAUCAGAGAGUGCUGCGGACGUUUAUCAGGAGUUUGCUCUGGCCUCCAAGAAAUGGUUUGAACAGUUGGAACAGGAAAACAGACUGGAGGAUCUGUUCAAGGGAUAUGAUCAGGCCUGUGAAUUAUAUCCAAACCAUGAUGUUGUUCUGAACAAUAUUGGCGCACAGCUUUUUAGGUUGGGCUACAUACAGGAAGCAGCUGCGUACAUCAGGAAAUCACUGAUGAUUAGCCCACACUACCUGGCUGCAAGGGACAACCUGGAGAACAUCUGUAGCCAUCUCGUGGAAAGAUGGCACUUCGCCAUGCUCAAUGACAAGAAAAGAAACAUGUCUUACAGGUUUGCAAUUCAGAAAGCAGUGAAGUCAGGCUACAAUACAGUGUUAGACAUUGGAACAGGCACUGGUAUAUUGAGUUUGAUGUGUCACUCUGCUGGUGCCCAGCAAAUAACUGCAUGUGACGGUUCCCGUGCUAUGUACGAUGUAGCCUUUGAUGUGCUGGGAGCAAAUGGGGCACAGGAGGAGAUAACUCUUUUGCAUAAACACUCUACGGCUCUCACUGUACCUGAUGAUCUCCCCUCAAGAGUUAAAUUGGUUGUCACAGAGACUUUUGAUGCUGGAUUGUUUGGGGAACACAUUGUCUCUACUAUGAUACAUGCGUGGAAAAAUCUCAUUUCUACCAGUCCUACUGGAACAGUUAUUCCAUGCGGAGCCACAGUUUACGUGUGCGGAAUUGAAUGCGAAGCCAUUCGAAGUAAAAGCAGACUGCUGUUUCCAGUGCUGCAGCACCUAGACCUGUCCGGUGUGAGCAUGUUGAGCUGUGUGGGGCGAGUGGCGGAGGAGCCCUACACGACAGAGAACCUUGCCAGGAUCCCAGGAGGGUACAGGAUACUCACCAACAUUGCCGAGCUGCUCCGGGUCAGCUUCUGCAACCUCUGUGAGCUAGAAUCAUUCAACAAAGGAAGAGACUGGGUUCAAGAGUUGUUUGUCCGCAAACCAGGUCGGGUUGAUGCACUGGCAGUCUGGUUUGACCUUCAUCUUGAUGACACCAUCACUAUAGCAACAGCUGCUGACUCUCAGAGUUGCUGGGAGCAGGCAAUAUUCCCAGUAUCAGCACGAAAUGGAGACACAAACAAAUUCCAUGUCAAGAGAAAAGAUAGGUUGCAGACAACAUUCCACUUUGAGCUUGACUGCUUUCUCCUAACAAAAUGUGAUAUUCUUUGUGCUGAGCGACCGAACGUGAUAAGUCAGCCUAUAAUAAAUAUUCCCUGUGCUACAUCUCCGGAAAAGGAAUCCAGAGAGCUGCAUGGAGAAAAUGACCAUAAUGAGCAUGCAAGGUCACAGAAAGGGCAUAGUGACCAUGAUUUUGAUUGCCAAAGCAGUGGAGCAGUGAGUUCACAUAGAUACAGCCCUGCAAGUGUUGGUUCAUCUGUCAAGGAGUGCAGCCAACAAACUUUGCCCUUCAGAAAGAGAAAGGUUUCUGAAGAGGAGAUGCGUGAAUUUUGUACAACUUCUGGUAUGAAUUGUGACAUUUCCACCUCAAAAACCGAUCAUUGUCAUCAAGCGGAAGAACUGACAUCUUUUUCUGUAGGUGCAGGUCAUACUACAGUGAAUGUAUGUGCAGAUGAAUUAUCAGAAGGUACUGUGAAUGAUUCUUCUGUAACUUACAACACAGCUGAUGAAACAAGCAUGUGUGAUAUUGGUGAGCAACAGGUGUCCACUGACAUAUCAUCUGAUAUGGAGGGUGCAGACAUGCUGUUUGACAUGUCCAAGUGCUCUAUUGACCCAGCCACAGCGGCAGCUGAGCAGCUUGUGAAGGACCGGGCGUCAAACAGGAAAAUGACGUGUGUGACAGACAGCGUUGAGAUUCAGUACAUCAAUGAUAUACACCUCAACAGUCAGUAUUGCCGUGCCUUGCAACGCGCCCUUUCACAAAUACAGUCAUCACCGUCAUCUAACAAUCCAUCAAUUUUAUAUAUAACACCCAGGCUGUCAUUUCUCGGAAUUCAGGCAGCGAAAAUGGGUUUUAAGUCUGUUACCAUGGCUACAUCAGAGGAACAUUUUGACGCUCUUCACCAGGUUGCAGCCUUGAAUGGUUGCCAAUCAGGGGUGAUUACUCUAUUGGAAAUGUCAGACCUGAGUGACCUUGACUUGAAAGCGGACAUCGUGUUUAGUGAGGUUGUGGAUCCAUGUGGGGCCCUGAGACAACAGGCUCUGGAAGACCACGUGUAUCAUAUCAUCACCAACUUAGCCCCUAAUGGCCAUGUGUUCCCGGGUCAUUUGAGAGUCCAGGGUCUGUUCAUAGAAUCUCAGGAGCUAGAGUGUCUGACUCACGUCACUGGCAAUGAGGCCACACUGGACUACCAGAUUGCCGAGUUUAUCAAUGUGUUCCAGAUGCAAAAUCAUUUGAACAUUGACCUUACAACUCUUAACUACUCCAAACUGACUGAAGUCAUUGAAUUAGCAAGCUUGGACUUUGCCAAUAUCUCCAUUGAAACUGGUCCAGAAAUCCUUGACCUCAAUGUAGAAAGGUCAACAGAGGUCAUUGCAAAUGGGAAGAUUUCAGCGCUGGUGUAUUGGUUUGAAAUGAUCUUGGAUAAGGACACUGUAGUGAAUACGCUGGAUUCCCGUCACCAUUGGAAACAGGCCGCCAUAAUGAUCAAGGACACUUUCCAUGUUGGUCAAGGUCAGACGCUUGUCACCAAGGUGAUGAUGCAGAAUAGUUGCCUGGAUGUAAAAGUAUUGACACCAGAGUGUGUCAAUGGCCAUUGAAAUUGUAAAAAUAAACUGUCAAGGCAUUGACCAUUUGAACUUUUUUAAACAUUUAAAUCAAUUCAGAGUUACAUAUUGUUAAAGCUAUUAAGAACAUUUUGUAUGCUUUUUUAUACAAGACUCUGAUAACUUAAUUAUUGUACAAAACUAACAGUAUACAUUUUGUAUUGUUAUUAGGUUUUUAAACCUAUCUUCAAAUGUGUAAUUGUUUUGUGUAAAAAUAUUAAUAUAAACUAUUAAUUUCUGAAUAAAAUAAUAAGGAAACAAU